This is a messenger RNA of Stegastes partitus (bicolor damselfish), 4486 nucleotides long. It is a transcript of the gene gatad2ab, whose product is annotated as GATA zinc finger domain containing 2Ab. Gene Ontology annotation, molecular function: sequence-specific DNA binding; zinc ion binding. Gene Ontology annotation, cellular component: NuRD complex. The record is from RefSeq and is a predicted model, not a curated record. The coding region runs from base 156 to 2108 and encodes 650 amino acids. Gene Ontology annotation, biological process: negative regulation of transcription by RNA polymerase II. Lineage: Eukaryota; Metazoa; Chordata; Actinopteri; Pomacentridae. The transcript is spliced from 11 exons.
GCUCAUUACAUUAUCUGGCAACCGGAGUGGCAGCGGACAGAAGAGAGGGUAUCCCCGGGAUUUUUACACCGAAGCCAGCUAAGUACUACCACCAAACAACUGAAAAUCGCGGGGGAACUCGAUCAAGCUCCUCCUAGACUCCGGUGAGAGCAGCCAUGUCAGAGGAGGCGGUGCGUCAAACACGCAGCCAGAAGCGGGCUCUGGAGAGGGACCAUGCAGCUCUUUCCGGGUCCCUGGAGGACAUGGACAGUAAACGGGUGAAGCUGGAGAAGGGUGAUGCAGCUGGGGCCCCUCUCGCCCUGGUGGGACCUGGAGCUGAGGGGGUCAAGCUGAAGAGCGAGCAGGCUGCUAAGGUAGCAGCCAGCAUCCUAAAGGCAGGCGAAGUGAAGGCUACCAUCAAGGUGGAGGUGCAGACUGGAGACGAGCCGGUCGACAUGAGCACAUCCAAAAGCGACAUUAAGAAAGAGCGGCAGCCACCUUCGCCAGAUGAUGUGAUCGUGUUAUCGGACAAUGAGCCAUCCAGUCCCCUCAUGAACGGCCACUGCUUCACGAAGACUGACACAGACAAACUAAUGAAGAGUUCACCUGAGGAGAGGGAGCGCAUCAUCAAACAGCUGAAGGAGGAACUGAGACUCCAAGAGGCCAAACUGGUGCUGCUGAAGAAACUACGACAGAGCCAGAUCCAGAAGGAGAGCACUGUACAGAAGGCGGCUGGCUCGGUGGCUACUCCUCCUCCUCUGGUGAGAGGUAGCAUGACAUCAAGCAAAGGACCCCUUCAGGUGACAAGUCGUAGCUCAGGCACGGUGAUCCCCCCUCCCUUGGUGCGGGGUGGGCAACACGUCCCGUCCAAACACAACUCUCAGAUUGUCAUGCCACCCCUGGUCAGAGGAGCCCAGCCUAUUGCGGUGACUCCCCAGCAGAUAGCCAGUCUACGUCAGCAACAGCAGCAGCACAGCGGUUCAGGCCCCCCUCCACUCCUGCUGGCUCCCAGGGCUUCUGUGCCCAAUGUCCAGGUCCAGGGCCAGAGGAUCAUUCAGCAGGGACUCAUUCGGGUGGCUAAUGUGGCCAACAGCAAUGUCAUGGUCAACAUCCCUCAGGCCUCUCCAACCAGCCUAAAGGGCUCUUCAGUGUCGCCCAACUCUGGCAUCAAUGACUCCCCAGCCAGCCGGCAGGCGGCUGCAAAACUUGCACUGCGUAAGCAGUUGGAGAAGACGCUGCUGGAGAUUCCUCCACCCAAACCUCCUGCCCCAGAGUUCAACUUCUUGCCCUCUGCAGCAAAUAAUGAGUUCAUCUACCUGUUGGGGUUGGAAGAGGUGGUGCAAAAACUUCUGGAGAUGCACGGCAGGGGUAAUCUGGGCCCAGCUGCUGCAAUGGCCAGCUCCAUUCCCAAAGAGCCAUACACCUGUGCCCAGUGCAAGACGGACUUUACCUCCCGCUGGAGAAAGGAGAAGGCUGGGACCAUCCUCUGUGACCAAUGCAUGUCGUCCAAUCAGAAGAAGGCCCUGAAGGCUGAGCACACCAAUCGGCUGAAGGCAGCCUUUGUUAAGGCACUCCAACAGGAGCAGGAGAUCGAGCAGCGUAUCCUCCAGCAGGCAGCCUCUUCUUCCUCCUCCCCUGUCUCUAAAACCACCUCGUCCUCUCCCUCACUGUCCAAAAGUGAGGUGCUGGUGUCCCAGCAGUAUAAGCAGGUCAGGGCUGCCAUGCAGCACAGAUCUGUGGCUGCCCACCACUCCAUUAAGCAGAGUCAGCUGUCGCACAGCCUCCAGUCUGCAGUGAGCUCUCGUGGUAUGGCCCACUCCUUCACCACCUCCUCCCAGCUGCAGAAUGCAGUGCUGGGAGCAGCAGCACUGGGCAGCAGGGCAGGUAAGCAUGCUGCAGCUCGCACCCUGCAGCAGGGAGCAAAGGUCAGCGCCGGUGGCAGCAGCGGUAACCCGGGCAACAUGGCCGCUUGGAGGAAGCAGAGUGGCAACGCAGGUGUGACUAUGGCCUAUGUGAACCCCAGCUUGUCCGCUCAUAAGACCAGCUCUGCUGUGGAGCGUCAGCGAGAAUAUCUGCUGGACAUGAUUCCCUCCCGUUCUAUCUCCCAAGCAGCAAACACAUGGAAAUAAUGCAAUCCUACUCCCUACUGACACCAUAACUAUUAGCCCUCUUAAUAUCAAUAACAGCCAUUCUCAUUAUUGUUCUAAUCCUUUCUGUGGACUCUGGCCAAAAUGGCACAGGAGAGAAUCAGCCUCUUUUCUUGUGGGAUAGUGGUGUUCUUGCACCUCUUUCCCAUCUUCUUCUGCUACCUUCUUCCUUAUCCGAAUCCUUCCCGAGUUGGAGUUGUGCUUUGACAGCUUCAGGGGAUACAAGGAACAUGUCAAAUAGAAAAUUGGGUACCGUCUUUUUUUUUUUUUUUUUGAGGGUUGUUGUUGACAUGGACGUGUACAAUUUUACAAACUUCUCCAGAGACGCCUCUUCCCUCCCUGUAUAUUGGUUGAACCUCCCAGUUGCACCAAGAGGAUGUUCAGUGGAAAAACCCCUGAGCUCUCCUGCCUCUGGAUUAGGCAGGGAAAAGUAAUAAUCACUAUUAUACACAAUAAAAUAUUCGCCUUACGUCCUGCCCCUCUCCAGUCUGAGCCAGUCAGACUCAGGCCCGCGUGGUGGCCGAACCGAACUUAACUGAAGACCUCAUCACAGGGAUUGUUGUUGAGCUUCGAGGACCAUCCACGGAAUAAUAACUGCUUCAGCUUUGCAAAAAUGAAUAAAAUAAGUAAAAAAGAAAAACUGUUUAAAAAAAAAAACAACAAAAAAAGGAUCUCUAUCUGCACACAGACUGCCUCUUCUCUCUAACCUACAGCGUGUAUAGCAGAGAAGUCGAUGUGUGUUGGAUUAUUUUGUAUGGCUGAAUGUUAGGAUUUUGUCUUUUCUUCUGUAAGUCAUAUACUGUGUUUGGAAUAUUGUGCUCCCUGAUACUUUGGAAGUGGCCUCUUGUCGAGGUCUGAAUUUACAGGCUAAUGUUACUGUUGAGGUGGUUUUACAUCUGCUGGGUUCCAUGUUGUGGCCUACUUUUAAAUACUUUGUUUUUUCUAAGAUGAAGAGGAAGAAUAAAGAUUAAGGUUUCACUGACUCAUGUAAAAACACGGAGCAUAUGUUUGGAGGACUAUUCUUAUUGAAUAUUGUAAAAUAAACCUUCCAAAGAACUAGUGGAGCCCAAAUGGAAUCCCUUCUGCUAGAAGGUUUCUAGUUUAUUUGAACCCUCUCUGGAUAUAAACAUGAAUUCAUGCUAAACUGAGGGGGUGUAAGGAAUGUCAUAUUUUUGACAUUGUUUUUGCUUUUAGUCAUAGGUUGUGGUGCAUUAUUUUUCUUCUAUAGACAAACUGUCUGAAUUUAUUUAUAGGGUCAUGUUAGUAAAGACAUAUGCUUAUGCCCUAAGUUUGAAUGGAUCUUAAAAAAAAUAUUGUUUUCUCUUGUGUGUCAAGUGGCUCCCAUGCACCCUAACGAUUGGUCUGAGAGAAGCUGGACAGCUUUCAGAAUGUAGUUAUGCAAAAACCCCUAUAGCAAACAAAUGACAUGAACUUCUUAGUCUUUAACAUUAAGGUGUGUAAUGAUUUCUGUCAGGUCAUUGAAUUGAGCUAACUCUGCCUUUCACAUGAGCUAUAUUGCAUUUUUAUCAGGUUGCAGCAGCACAGGAUAAGCUAGUGAAGUACAAUAUGUCCCACGUCGAACUGGGGAACUCCCCCAUCGCUCAUGGAUUUGAGUUAUUUAACUACCAUGUGCUGUUUUCUUUCAUUUCACUCACUGGGGUGGUCUGGGUGGCAUCGACUCUACUGCUCUGUAAUGGCUUUAGAAUUUUGAGCCCUACUGGGGAAAGGUUUUGAGAUAUUGAUGUGUUGGAUUUAAUCAGUAAAAGCAGUUUUGUUUGGAAGAUAUUUAAAAGAAAUCCAGCUGACAAGCGGCUGACCACCCCAGCAGUUUUGUUUUGUUCCCCCCAAUAUCCUGUAUUUUUUUUCCCUCAAUUUUUUGUCCUUGUCACAUUGAAAUGAUAUAAUUCAUUAUUUCAUCACUUAUUAUGAACCCUGAUGUCCCUCCGCCCCGUCGCCUCACUCCUGAUUCCAUCAAUUCAUCCGUGAUGUGAUCUAACAUUGUAAGACUUUGUGUCCUGUAUCCAGAGUGCACUCUUUAGCUCACUGAUUUUAUUUUAUUUUCCCCCCAUCAACCUCCAUGCUAAAACAUGGUGCACUGCAUUAAGUAAAUGGGCAUCAGUUGAAGUUUAUCCCUUUGUGCUGGGGGGGUAUCAUCACUGUACACCUGGGUUUCAUUUAGGAUGGUGCAACAAACACUCUUAUGUUGGAAAUACAAGCAAAACAAAUUUUAAUUUAAAUUGCUCGACAUCUCUGUAUUUCUGUCUCAAAGUAGCAUCGGUAAUAUUCCAGGUUGUCUGUACAUUCCUGACAGGCAGAAGGUAGCAGCCCGCGUCUUGUGGAUGCAAAAAAAAAAAAAAAAA